Molecule: messenger RNA, 1662 nt
Organism: Haliotis rubra (blacklip abalone)
Lineage: Eukaryota; Metazoa; Mollusca; Gastropoda; Lepetellida; Haliotidae
Exons: 5
Coding region: 87-710 (207 amino acids)
Source: RefSeq, a predicted model, not a curated record
CACCCCUUCAAGGAAAUAGGCGACGUUAUUGGAGUUUCGGUGAAGUUGCUUUAUUUUAUAGUCGCUUCCUCAUCAACCCCUGCAUUAUGUCUAAGAUCUACUUUGUGAACAUCAAUGUGAUUCCUCACAAGGAAGGGAUGGAUAUGGUGCUAUUUGUGUCAAAACUUGCAGGAUUGGUGCAAAAUUACUCCAACCACACGAAGAUACUUCACAAGUUCAAAGUAACUGGAGAGCCCCAGAUAGUAGCUAUCAUUGAGGUUGCUGAUGUUGUUGGACUAGAAAGGACAAUUGCAGGACUGUAUCGCCUUGGCAACGUGUGUGUGACGUGCAGCCCCAUCUACUGCUAUGAGGACUUUGCCAACUUCCUGGGAGCAGGUAACGUCACACUCCCGGGCCCAUUGCCAGACAGUGACCUCUACUGGCUUGAGUUUGACGUGGAAUAUACAGGUAAAACCCUGGAUCAGUUUAUGGAGAUGUGGAGGCAGGAAGCCGAAACAGCUAUGGGCCACAGAGCUGAUGGCAUGUGUAUCGCUCUCUACAAGGUGGUGUUUGAGAGGAAGGUGCAUGUGUUCUUGUGUGCCCCCAAUGUCAACAAGCUGGAUGAGAUGUCCUUCAGCUUGCCUAUCAUGGUGGGCAACGGGGAAAAUGUCCAUGUUAAGUGCAAGGCCAUCCAGAUGCUGGACAUCUUCAGACAGAAAGUUGUGGCCUAGUGGUGCUCCUUGCAGAGAUGCAACGUGUAACCAUAUAGAUAACAGUAUAUUAGUAGAAGACAAUGGAAUUUACUCAGAAAUUAAGUCAACUCUUGAAAUGAAAGCAAGCAUGAGGUUAACAGACAAUGAGGUGUGUUGUGUAUGAUUGCUCUCAGCCUAUGGCAUGCGUCAACUUGUGUCCUCUUCUUGACCAUACUUGAUGAGGAACUAGGUGUUUUGCAAAGUCAAGAUUGUCCUUUUAUAUUUUGUAUGUACAAUAUGUGUCAUCAUUAUUCAUGCAAGUUGUGAAAAUUCAUUAAGCUUGUAACCCACUUGUCACAUAAUCAUGUACAUGUAUGUAAUGUUCUUCACAAUUUGUGUGUACAGUUUCUGUGAUCAUUGUGUGAGUUGUGAGAAAAGUAUCUUUGUAUUCUUGUUGACUAUAUUAAGUAGGUCACAUAUACUGAGGGAAACAAAUAAAGGAAUACAGGAGAAUUCAAGCACUCCUUUAAUAUUUUUCAGUUAUUAUCACCUGCUUUGAAUAGCGCUGUGAGAGGAAAUCUGGGAAUAACUUCCAUGAAGUGGUGUUCCCUUAUUUGUUUCCCUCAGUAUAUAUACCUGCAGGCUAGGGAUAGUAGCCAGUUUGUGUUGUUUGUUGCAUGGAGCUGUAGCGGGUCUUGAAUUUUAAUAUCCCUGUAUGUAGAAUGUAUAUGUACCCUGAAAUAUACACAGAUUUCAACUUUUUGUCAAAUAUCACCAACAUGAUUUUCUUCAACAUUUACAAUCCACACUGAUUUGUGAUUAGAAAUGUCUCCUGUACAGAGAGUACCAGAUCAGAUCUGAUUGUUAUCAGAUGAGUGAGAAACAAAUGUGUUUCUAUAUAUUGAUAAUGUGUGUGAUAUAUUUCAUGAAAAUAUACAUCUUUGCAAUAAAACAAUAUCCCCAGAGAUAUUCAUGAUCUCUAGCGGUUUUA